Dichotomopilus funicola is the source of this 1194-nucleotide messenger RNA. RefSeq lists its product as uncharacterized. Gene Ontology annotation, cellular component: nucleus. Bases 1 to 1194 code for a protein of 397 amino acids. The record is from RefSeq and is a predicted model, not a curated record. Lineage: Eukaryota; Fungi; Ascomycota; Sordariomycetes; Sordariales; Chaetomiaceae. Gene Ontology annotation, biological process: regulation of cell cycle. The transcript has a single exon.
AUGCCGUCCUCGACCUUUGAAGAUGCCUUGACGGCACUCACUUCGGUCAUUGACAGCUCAAUUGCUUUAGCUACCCAGCUCGACAUUGUCAUCUCCAACCUCGCGACUUCAAAGGAUGCUAGGAGUGAUAGUAAUGGUCAAGCACAGCAGCCAUUUUCUGAACAGCUCGUGUCUGCCAGUGGCCCGAUUGACGCCCUUUCGCUCGCCCACGACUCCGCCGCUUUAAUCAAGGCGCACGCCACCAAAAUAUCCCUUCUCAUUAUCAACGAGCCAUUUACGCCCACGGCCAUUACCAAAGUGCUGCGGGAGCUUGUUGCCGGCCCCUUACCGAGUUUAACCGCUGCGGUCGAACUUUGCGUCCCGGAGCGGUAUACAGGCAGCAUCCAGAGAGACCUGGCCUGGAGAGCGGUUCGGGUGCUCAGAGAGGUGAGGGAACUCAUAUCUCGGGUUCCUAGGGACGGCAAGGUCCUCGUUGAUGACAAAAAGAACGCCCCGGCUGGGGCGGCUGGUGGCCGGGGGAGCAUUGCUACAACUGGGAUGCUAUGGUCAACUUGUGACGAUGUCAUGGCAUUUUGCAAGCGCGGCUUCGCUGGCACCCUGACGCAUAAGGUCAACCAGCUGAAGGACACGCUUAAGGAUGUUAUGGAAGAGCUAAAAGAAUGGGGAGAAGAGGCGGACGAUAGCGAGGAAGAUGGGGACGAAGAUGAUGGUGACGGUGAUAUUGCUCAGAUUACCUCGGGUCUCGGGUCGAGUUCGAUAUCUAGGGCGGCAGAUGCCCAAUCCGUGUUGGACGACCUGAUGAACUCUCAGAGACAUAUACCGCGUGACGAUCCUGAAAGGAUACGAGAGAGGCUUGACUUGAGCCUCAAGAGGCUGCGCCUUAUCAUACUGCUUUACCAAGCUACAGUAAAGCGUAGGCUGAGGCCUUUACCUAGUGUACCUCCAGCUCAAUACCCGGUUGUCCCAACCCGCCUAGAUGAGGCUGUCGCUGCUCUCAAGCGUAUACCAGAGAAGUUUGGCAGCCUAGCCAUGGCUUUUUAUGAACUGGACCGCUCUGAGAUCGAUCGUCUCCUAGAGGAUUGUUCCUUGGAUGCGCUUGCCGCUUGUGAGAUCUUGGUCAAGCCGUGGGAGGGCGAAAAGGAUGAAUUUACAGACUGGGGGUUGCGAUUCCAGGUAGAGUUGAAGAAAGAUUGA